This is a messenger RNA of Zonotrichia leucophrys gambelii, 2062 nucleotides long. Its product is annotated as LIM homeobox transcription factor 1-beta-like. The record is from RefSeq and is a predicted model, not a curated record. The transcript has 8 exons. The coding region runs from base 360 to 1847 and encodes 495 amino acids. Gene Ontology annotation, molecular function: DNA-binding transcription factor activity, RNA polymerase II-specific; RNA polymerase II transcription regulatory region sequence-specific DNA binding. Gene Ontology annotation, biological process: regulation of transcription by RNA polymerase II; neuron differentiation. NCBI's taxonomy places the organism in Eukaryota, Metazoa, Chordata, Aves, Passeriformes, Passerellidae. Gene Ontology annotation, cellular component: nucleus.
GCCCCGUUCCCAAUUUUCCAUAAUCUUCCCUAAAUAUCAGCAUUUUCCAAACUCUUCCCUAUUUCUUUCCCUGUUUAAUUUGGAUUUCCAGGGGAAAUUUUCCGGGUUUGGGGAUUCAGGUUCUGGGCAGGUCUCGGAUCCCACAGGAAUUUGGGAAUUUUGAGAGUUUUGUCCUCCCCGUACCUCCCAAUUCCCCCUGGAUUGCCCUCAAAUCCUUCUGGAUCCCAAAUUUCCCUAAUUUCCCCCAAUUCCUUUGGGUUCGGGGAUGGAAUUCCCGGGUUUUUUUGGGAAUUCCCUUUUUUUUUUUUUUUGGAAUUCCCAUUUUUUUGGGGGAAAAAAAAGGCAAUUCCCAAAAAAAAAUGGGAAUUCCCUGCCCCUCUCCCUUUCCUCGCCCCCUCCCCCGUGCGCGCCCCCGCCCCUCCCCCGGGAGCGCGCACGGGCGGGGGCCGCGCCGGGCCCGGUGUCACUGUCGCGAUCCCGCUGUCGCCGCCGCCACUGUCGCGAUCGCGGCGCCGUUGUCGCCGUCCCCGUCCCGGUGUCGCCGUCGCGGUCCCGCCACCGGGAUGAAGCCGGAGGAGGCUCCGUCCUGCCGGGAGCAGGGAACGCCGCUCCCGGGAGCCGGCUCCCCGCCCGCCGCGCUCCCGGUGCUGUGCGCGGGCUGCGGCCGCGGCAUCUGGGACCGGUUCCUGCUGCGGGUGAACGAGCGCUCGUGGCACGAGCGGUGCCUGCGCUGCUCCGAGUGCGGCCGCGCCCUGCGGGGCCGCUGCUUCAGCCGCGAGCGCCGCCUGCUCUGCCCGCCCGACUACGAGCGGCUGUUCCCGCGGCGCUGCGGCCGCUGCCUGGGCGCGCUGGGGCGCUCGGAGCGCGUCCUGCGGGUCCUGGGCCGCGUUUUCCACGAGCGCUGCCUCCGCUGCGGCUCCUGCGGCCGCUGCCUCCGCAGCGGCGACGAGUUCGUGCUGCGGGACGGGCGCAUCCUGUGCCGCGGGCACGCCGAGCCCGAGCCCGAGCCCGGGGCCGCCAGCCCCGCCGCCGAGGAUGGAGCUCGGAGCGAGGACGAGGAGGGCCGGGAUUCCCGGUGCUCCCGGAAUUCCGGCGGGAAGGAUCCCAAACGUUCCAAGCGGCCCCGAACCAUCCUGAGCUCCCAACAGCGCCGGGCGUUCAAAGCCUCCUUUGAGGUCUCCUCCAAACCCUGCCGGAAGGUGCGGGAGACGCUGGCGGCCGAGACGGGGCUGACGGUCCGGGUGGUCCAGGUGUGGUUUCAGAACCAACGAGCCAAGGUGGGAAUUCCCGGAAUUCCAGGACAGAAAACAACCCCAAAUCCUCCAGAAUCGGGAUUUUCCCGGGAUUUUUCCGUGGUUUUUUCCUCCCAGAUGAAGAAGAUUGCCCGCAGGCAGCAGCAGCAGGAGCAGCUCGGGAAUUCCAGAGGGGGAAUUCCAGGCGGGAGAGGACCCCGGAGGAGCAGCCGGGAUGGGAAUGAGGAUGAGGAGGGCCUGCAGCAGAUCCUGGUCCCGUUUUCCCGGAUUCCACCGCCGUCCCUGGAGCCCAACGGAUUCGGGAGCGAGGCCGGAAUGUUCCGGGGAACCCCCCCGGAGCUCCGGCCCUACGACUCUGAGGGAGUUUUCCAGGAGCUGGACGGGGACACCCUGGGAUCCUUGGGAGCAGCCCUGAUCUCCACAGAGAAUUCCCAGCAGCUGAUCCUCGGGAAUGCUGGAAUUCCUGAAAUCCCCGAGCCCAGGGAUGCCCUGGAGCGCCUGUACCCCGGGAAUGCCAGAAUUCCCGAAAUGCCCGAGCCUGGGAAUCCCAUGGAGCGCCUGUACUCCAUGCAGAGCUCCUACUUCACCUCCUGACAGCCUGGAAUUCCCGAAAAUCCCAGUCCUGGGAAUCCCAAAAAAACUGGGAUCGACCCCCAACCCCCAGCAUUCCGCUGGAAUUUGGGAUCUUCCCUCUACUCCCGUGCCAAUUUUGGGGAAUUUUUGGGGGAGAAAUUUUUGGGAAUGCUUCUUUUUUUUUUUUUUUUUUUUUGGGUUUUUUUGUAUGUCUGGUAGGAAAUAAAUCCCAGGAA